Molecule: messenger RNA, 1119 nt
Organism: Naumovozyma castellii
Lineage: Eukaryota; Fungi; Ascomycota; Saccharomycetes; Saccharomycetales; Saccharomycetaceae
Gene: LYS1
Product: saccharopine dehydrogenase (NAD+, L-lysine-forming)
Exons: 1
Coding region: 1-1119 (372 amino acids)
Source: RefSeq, a predicted model, not a curated record
AUGACCGUCACCUUACACCUACGAGCUGAAACUAAACCAUUAGAAGCUAGAGCUGCUUUGACUCCUACCACAGUUAAGCAGUUGAUUGCUAAAGGUUUCAAGAUUUAUGUGGAAGACAGCCCACAAUCCAUUUUCCACAUCGACGAAUAUAAGAAAGCUGGCGCCAUCAUAGUUCCUGCAGGUUCAUGGAUUUCUGCCCCUCGUGAUAGAAUCAUUAUUGGGUUGAAAGAAAUGCCUGAAACUGAUAAAUUUCCUUUAGUUCAUGAACACAUUCAAUUUGCCCAUUGUUAUAAGAAUCAAGCUGGCUGGAAAGACGUUUUAACCAGAUUCAUAAAUGGUAAUGGUACCCUUUAUGAUUUGGAGUUUUUAGAAGACGAUGAAGGUAGAAGAGUUGCUGCCUUUGGCUUCUACGCUGGGUUUGCAGGUGCUGCCCUAGGUUUGAGAGAUUGGGCUUUUAAGCAAACUCAUUCUGAUGCUGAAGAUUUACCUGCAGUCUCACCAUAUCCAAAUGAAAAGGCUCUAAUCAAGGAUAUUUCUAUUGAAUACAAAAAUGCCUUGAAAAAGGGUGCCAAGAAACCAACUGUACUAAUUAUUGGUGCUCUAGGUAGGUGUGGUUCUGGUGCCAUUGAUCUAUUGAGAAAAAUUGGUCUUCCAGAAGAAAAUAUAAUUAAAUGGGAUAUGAAGGAAACUGCCCGUGGUGGUCCAUUCCCAGAAAUUGCACAAGCUGACAUCUUCAUUAAUUGUAUAUACCUAUCCAAGCCAAUCCCACCAUUCAUCAACUACGAUUUACUAAAUAAGGAUACAAGAAGAUUAAGAACAGUAGUUGACGUUUCUGCUGACACCACCAAUCCACAUAACCCAAUUCCAAUUUACAACAUUGCUACAGUAUUCAACAAACCAACGGUGCUCGUACCAACCACAGCCGGUCCAAAACUAUCUGUAAUUUCUAUCGAUCAUUUACCAUCUCUAUUACCAAGAGAAGCUUCUGAAUUUUUCGCAAGAGAUCUUCUACCAUCAUUAGAACAACUACCAGAAAGAUAUACUGCCCCUGUUUGGGUCAAGGCUGAAAAAUUAUUCAAUAGACAUUGUGCCCGUGUUCAUAGAUCAUCUAAAUUAUAG